CUACAACUCAUUUUAAUCACCACAACCUUCAUCAAUUAAUCUUUAUUACAAUACUCUAACCGGAGCUUAGUAAUUAAGAAUGGCUUCUUCUUUUCCUUCCAUGUUCGUAGUAAUACUAUCUCUUCUCCUUGUGUUCUUCUCUGGCAGUUCUCGUGCUCAACUAUCCACUACUUACUACUCCAAAACUUGUCCUAAUGUCCUUACUAAAGUGAAAUCUGCCGUUCAGUCUGCAAUAUCAAAAGAAAAGCGAGCUGGCGCUGCGCUCCUUCGCUUACAUUUCCAUGACUGCUUUGUUAAUGGAUGUGAUGGAUCAGUAUUACUUGACGACACUUCAAGUUUCACGGGUGAGAAGAACGCAAACCCUAAUAAGAAUUCUGCGAGAGGAUUCGAUGUGGUGGAUGACAUAAAAACAGAAGUUGAGAAAGCUUGCCCCGGGGUUGUUUCAUGUGCUGAUAUCUUAGCCAUUGCAGCUCGAGACUCCGUAACCAUUCUUGGAGGACGUAGUUGGAAUGUAAAACUUGGAAGACGAGAUGCAACAACUGCUAGCCAGUCUGCUGCGAAUAAUGGAAUUCCUCAACCAACUUCAAGCCUUAGUACUCUUAUUUCAGACUUCUCAAAUGUUGGUCUAUCUACUAAAGACAUGAUUGCUUUAUCUGGUGCACAUACAAUUGGACAAGCAAGGUGUACAAGUUUCAGAGCAAGAAUAUACAAUGAAACAAACAUAGAUAGUUCAUUCGCAACAACAAGGAAAAACAAUUGUCCAAGUGGAUCAUCAGGAGAUGAUAACUUUGCACCUUUGGAUGUCCAAACACCAACAACCUUCGACAAUAAUUAUUUCAAAAAUCUUGUUGACAAGAAAGGUAUUCUUCAUUCCGAUCAAGUAUUAUUCGAUGGUGGAUCUACAGAUUCACAAGUACGUACUUAUAGUAACAAUCCAAGCACAUUUAGUGCUGAUUUUGCCGCUGCUAUGAUUAAGAUGGGUGAUAUUAGUCCACUUACUGGUUCUAAUGGAGAGAUUAGAAAGAAUUGCAGGAAAGCUAAUUAAAUGACUAUUAGAAAUCUCUCUAUUUUGAACCAUUGGGUUUACGCAAAAUAUUUUCUUCUUCUUUCGAGCAUAAAUAAUUGUGGAUUGUAUUAGUUGAUUUUGUGGUUUUUAUGUUUAAUUUUGCUCUAAAAUUCAAGAAAGUAAUGAAAAGCUUGUGCGAAAGUCACGUUAUAGUCAUAUGUUUAAGUGUCUUUGAAUUAAUUGUAUUUUGAAAUUCCUU
This is a messenger RNA of Papaver somniferum (opium poppy), 1265 nucleotides long. Its product is annotated as peroxidase P7-like. The transcript has 4 exons. Lineage: Eukaryota; Viridiplantae; Streptophyta; Magnoliopsida; Ranunculales; Papaveraceae. Gene Ontology annotation, molecular function: peroxidase activity; heme binding. The record is from RefSeq and is a predicted model, not a curated record. Bases 80 to 1045 code for a protein of 321 amino acids. Gene Ontology annotation, biological process: hydrogen peroxide catabolic process; response to oxidative stress.